AUGGCUCCCUGUUCAGGAAAAUUCACGGGCGAAGAGGGCAUCGAAGGACAUCAACAACCACGGGCGGCGAGGGCUAACGAGGCUAGGGCCCAAACAGUCUGGUCGAGAGAUGCUGCGUGCACCGGCCGGCCCUCUGAAAAGAGACGUCAGCCCUCGAGCUCGGUCGAUGAAGCAAGUCAGCCACGGGGCGAGGAGCGAGUGAAUGUCUGCGUGCUCCAGCCGCUGGUCUUCUCGUGCCGCCGCCGCCAUGUCUCCCUCCAUCACAUCAACUAUCUGCGUGCCUACCCGCCGCUGUGA
Molecule: messenger RNA, 297 nt
Organism: Parastagonospora nodorum SN15
Lineage: Eukaryota; Fungi; Ascomycota; Dothideomycetes; Pleosporales; Phaeosphaeriaceae
Exons: 2
Coding region: 1-297 (98 amino acids)
Source: RefSeq, a predicted model, not a curated record